Porites evermanni is the source of this 10919-nucleotide messenger RNA. The record is from the annotation of a GenBank genome assembly. Lineage: Eukaryota; Metazoa; Cnidaria; Anthozoa; Scleractinia; Poritidae.
AUGACAAGAGACGGAUACAAGACGGUUCCUGAUGAAGACCACACAGAGAAAGUCAGCUGUCUAUCAUUCAUGUUCUUUCAUUGGAUCAACAAUGUGUUCAAGACAGGUAAUGAACGACCAAUAGAGCAAAGUGACUUUUUGCCUCUUUCGGAAGAAAACACGUCCUCUUUUCUAAUCGAACACCUUCAGAAAGAAUGGAACAAGGAAAAAGCGAAGUGCAAGGGAAAGAAAAAACGACCAAAACUUUGGAAAAGCGUUCUAAAACUGCUUCCUCUCAAAGAAGUGCUGAUUCUAACCGUGAACUACGCUUUGUAUUCUCUGUCACGCCUCCUGCAGCCAUUGCUUCUAGGAUUUUUUAUGGUAUCUCUGAUGUCACCAGAAUUACACUCGGUGUAUCUUUUGUAUGGUUGUGCCUUAGGCAUGGGUAUCAAUGCUUUGAUUGGUUCGCUUGCCAUGCACCACUUUGACUACAGAGGUGAAGUGUGGGGACUUCGAUUUAGCAGCGCCCUCAAAGGAUUAAUUUACCUCAAGGUAAGGAUAUGACAGUCAUUCCCGCCCUUCCCAUUUUCUAAGGAAAAAAGCCCUGGGAACGAGGUUGGAUUUUUUUUCCCUACAAGGACCUCCACAAGAAUAAACCUCUCCUUUAAUGUGAAAACUUCAGCAGCGAUCUUAGCCGCAAGAAACCAAACUUUAUUCAAUAACCUCCUGAAUGAUACGUAUAAAGAGAACACUAUAAAAUCCUUUAUGUACGUAUAUAACUAUAGUUGUCUAAACUGAAAAUUUCUUAUUAUCCACUUCCCUAAGGACUCUUUAGAGUUAUUAAUCACAUUUGUUUGCGGGGCUUUUUGCCAGACUACUUACGAUCAAUGAAGUAGCAAUUUAUGCCGGAAUACCCCCUAAUAUGAAUCUGAAUUUGACAUCGACACGACACCCAUCAGGGAUUCCGUCCCCGCAUAUAUGUUACUAAAACGGAGAACUGGGAGACGGGAACGAGCACGGGGAACAGGAAAAUGAAAAAAUGGCAACAAAGUAGAGAACUGGAAAUGAAGUUACUGAUAGGGCUGAGGUUGCAGUUAGGUUUUUUUUCCCAUCCUUCAUUUUUGCCGUUUCCCGUGCUCGUUCCCCGUUCCCCGCUCCCUGUUCCUUGUGUAGUAACAUUUCUCUGUCCCCUGCUAUCAAAGAAGAGUGUGAAGGUUUUUAGCGCCUGGGGGAGAGCCCUAUCUUAUUUGGCCUUGGCAGGUACGUGCCGCUAAAGAGAGUUAGUGUUUUAAAGAGGGUGUCGCUUCUGGACCCGAAGCCUUUAAAAGAGCGGGAAUUGGGUUGGCGAUGAGCGGUCUAUAUUUGUGGCACCAACAACAAAAAUCUAAUUCUAUGAUCGCAGUUUUUUAAACGUAAUUCUCUAUGCAAAAUGAGCCAGGGUCAUUUGAUGAGCUCUCUUGUCUUAAACAGGGUAGCGAAAGACGAUUUUUGUGCUAAAAGGGUCAUUGUUUGAAGUCCUCGGCGACACUUGUACCCAAAACUACCUUGAGUGCCGCCCCAGGCUUUUACGUUCCACAAAAUUUUUUUAUGAGCAAAGGUCGUGAGGAACCUACCGUUUAUGGCUUAACCGAGAAGACUGGUAACGCGAACCGUUUGCAGAUAAAUAACAAAGGCAGCACUUUCUCCUCAGGCACUUUAAAACCCCAAGCGUUGACCCGGCUGAGUUGUGAACAUUCGGCCUCCCUGUUCGGCAGACUUCUAUUCUUUUUCAUUGGAAUUUUAAGGCAAAUGUUUCACGCGCAGGGCUCCUGUCACGCGUCAGUGUUUAAUUGCUAAUCUUUUCGACCUUUUAUAACAAUCCUCUAACGUCUGGUAGUUUAUUUCUUUUUCAGACACUCGUUCUCACGAAGAGUGCCUUGCUAAAGUUUUCAACUGGGCACGUGAUCGACCUCAUAUCAAACGAUGUGCAACGAUUAGAAGAGGAGGCUUUCAAGUUACUUUUCUCAAUAGCUUUUACAUUUUUCGAGGUCGCCAUAGUCACAUUCUGGCUGGUGUACUUCAUCGGCUGGCAGUCAUUAAUGGGCGUUAUUUUCCUGGCUUGUCUUUCUCCAUAUUACGCUCUGCUGUCCGCUGCUGGCUCCAAGUUGCGCCUGCGCACAGCCGGGAUUUCUGACCAGCGGCUCUCGUGGAUGAACCAGGUAGUCUCUGGGAUUCGCGCCAUUAAAACAAAUGCAUGGGAGAAGGAAUACCGAGAUAGCAUUAAAAGUACACGAAGGUAGGAAAAACACAAUAAACCUUUUAGCUUGCAAGUUUUGUUUUCCCAAUUCAGACCACGUAAUGUUCUUGAGGAAAUUUACUUUGUCUUUUCAUAAAUCAUGUACAAAAAUGCAUGGUCAUCUGCUAUACAAAAGUACGUGGCUUUUGUAUUAAAAGACAACGCCCUUUCUAUGUUACGCAAAAUCUAUGUAUAUAACAUAAAGAAAGAAUGAAGUAGCCUGAGAACUGACAGCAGACAUUUCGUGCGCGACGACACCACUGGGUUUCCUGCGAAAUGACGUCCGAGGAACGAGCGCAGAGAUUCCAUACUAAUGAAGUGUAACUAGUCAGAUCUGGGUAGUGUCUGAUUGGUUGAAGCAAAAUUUCCCACACGGCGCGACCAAUAAGAAACACUAUCCAGAUCUGGGGUCAAUUUCAUAAAACUAUUACAAGUGUAAUUUACAAAUGUGGCUAUUAUUCUCAUUCUCUAAAACAAUAGCCACACUUGUAAAUUACACUUGUAAAAGUUUUAUUAAACUGGCUCCAGGAUAGCGAAAAGUCAUCAGUGGAGAAUUUAUGCGCUCAUUUCUGAGACGUUAUUUCGCGUGAAAACAACUAGUGGCAUCACGAAGUGUCAGCAGUUUUCUCAGGCUAAGAAUGAAGCGCAUCUUCUAAAAAUCAAUAUUUUAUUUACAGCCGUGAAAUAAGUAUUAUCCGAAAGAAGAGCAUCAUUUUGACAAGCUUUGCUGCCUUGGACAUGGCUUCAGUGCCAAUGGCUGCACUUGUGUCUGUUAUCGCAAUGGUAUUAACUGGGAAACAUCUGACACCGGUUAAUGUUUUCAUGCUUGUCUCUUUCAUCUAUGUAUCAAGAGUCACCUGUUCAAUUUUACUGGCCAGUGGUUUGCAAGACACAUAUGACGCGUAUGUUUCACUCAACAGAAUAGAAUAUUUUCUUUUGUUACCAGACCCAACCACGGGCACCGCUCCAGCUCUUCAGUUCGCGGAUCCCACAAGAAACAUGGAGGGGUCCGCAGCGAUGUUGAAGAGUUCUUUAUGGCAGCAUAAGGAAGAAAUGAGAGAAAACGAACAAGAUGACAUUGAUGAACAUAAAACCCGUGACACGAUGGAUACUUUGACUGUGUUAAGAUUAAGUUAUGAACAGUCAAAGCGAAAAGACGAAUUUAUUUUACAAGAUAUCGAAUUUAAGGCAGCUUCAGGGAGCUUAGCAGUCAUUACCGGGCCAGUAGGUAGCGGAAAGUCUACCCUUCUCUCAGCAAUCGCUGGCGAGGUACCAGACAAACAGGGGAACGUAAUCUGCAGAGGGGCUCUUGUUUACGCACCUCAGAUAGCUUGGGUAUUCUCGGGAACAAUUAGAGAAAACGUUUUGUUUGGCGAACCAUACAAUGAAUCCAAGUACAAAAGAGUCAUUGAAGCUUGUGCGCUGAGAGAAGACAUUCAUCAGUUUCCCGAUUGUGAUGAAACAAUGGUUGGAGAACGCGGUGAAUUGUUGAGUGGAGGUCAGCGCGCCCGAGUAAGCUUGGCACGCGCAGUCUAUGCAGAUGUGGACCUUUACUUGUUCGAUGGCCCCUUAAGCGCUGUAGAUGUCAAGGUUGGUCAACAUAUUUUUGAAAAAUGCUUCAAAGACCUGCUGGGUCAAAAAACCCGUGUGAUUGAUUCCCACCAAGAACAGCUUAUGGAAGAGGCUGAUAAUAUCAUUGUGUUGUAUAAAGGCCGUGUUUUGGGUGAAGGAAGCUUUAAUAAGCUGAAAGAAAGAGGAAUUCUGAAUGAAACUAUUGAUCCACUCUAUACCAUGAAAGUAAGCAGUGGCAAGUCAGAUCACCACCUUGAUGAAUGUAAUAAUGAGGACGAUGGUGCAUGGGACAAACCUUUCCCACCCCAGGUCAAAAACGAGGCAAAGGGUCUACAGAUAUCGGAAGAAGAUCGCAUGAUCGGAGUCGUGUCAUCCAAGCUUUACUGGAAUUACUUCAGAAGCGGGUUGAAUUCGCUGGCGAUAAUUUCAUUAUUGCUACUUUUUCUCAUCUCUCAAGUCAAGAACAGAAAUAAGACGCGAACCAUUUAUACGAGCUGUUCUCGUCUUAGAUAAGACAUGCUCGUAUAAAUGGUACAGUUCGCGUCUUAUUUAAGACGCGUCUUAUUUUUCCUCGUAUAAAUGGCCCUAUUGAGUUCCUCCUUAGACCUUUCUAUGUUACGCAAAAUCUAUGUAUAUAACAUAAAGAAUGAAGUAGCCUGAGAACUGACAGCAGACAUUUCGUGCGCGAUGCCACCAUUGGUUUUCCCGCGAAACGACGUCUGAGAAACGAGUGCAGAAAUUCCAUACUGAUGACGUGUAACUAGUCAGAUCUGGGUAGAGUCUGAUGGUUGAAGCAAAUUUCCCACACGGAGUGACCAAUCAGAAACACUAUCCAGAUCUGGGGUCAAUUUCAUAAAAAUAUUACAAGUGUAAUUUCCCAGUGUGGCUAUUGUUCUCAUACUCUAAAACAAUAGCCACACUUGUAAAAGUUUUAUUAAACUGGCUCCAGGAUAGUGACAAGUCAUCAGUAGAGAAUUUAUGCGCUCAUUUCUAAGAUGUUAUUUCGCGUGAAAACCACUAGUGGCAUCGCGAAGUGUCAGCAGUUUUCUCAGGCUAAGAAUGAAGCGCGUCUUUUAAAAAUCAAUGUUUUAUUUUCAGCCGUGAAAUAAGUAUUAUCCGAAAGAAGAGCAUCAUUUUGACAAGCCUUGCUGCCUUGGACAUGGCUUCAGUGCCAAUGGCUGCACUUGUGUCUGUUAUUGCACUGGUAUUAACUGGGAAACAUCUGACACCAGUUAAUGUUUUCAUGCUUAUCUCUUUCAUCUAUGUAUCAAGAGUCACCUGUUCAAUUUUACUGGCCAAUGGUUUGCAAGACACAUAUGACGCGUAUAUUUCACUUAACAGAAUAGAAUAUUUUCUUCUGUUACAAGACCCACCCACGGACACAGCUCCAGCUCUUCAGUUCGCGGAUCCCACAAGAAACUUGGAGGGAUCCGCAGCGAUGUUGAAGGGUUCUUUAUGGCAGCAUAAGAAAGAAAUGAGAGAAAACGAAGAAGAUGGCAUUGAUGAACAUCAAACCCGUGACACGAUGGAUACUUUGACUGUGUCAAGAUUAAGUUAUGAACAGACAAAGCGAGAAGACGAAUUUAUUCUACAAGAUAUCGAAUUUAAGGCAGCUUCAGGGAGCUUAACAGUCAUUACCGGGCCAGUAGGUAGCGGAAAGUCUACCCUUCUCUCAGCAAUCGCUGGCGAGGUACCAGACAAACAGGGGAACGUAAUCUGCAGAGGGGCUCUUGUUUACACACCUCAGAUAGCUUGGGUAUUCUCGGGAACAAUUAGAGAAAACGUUUUGUUUGGCGAACCAUACAAUGAAUCCAAGUACAAAAGAGUCAUUGAAGCUUGUGCGCUGAGAGAAGACAUUCAUCUGUUUCCCGAUUGUGAUGAAACAAUGGUUGGAGAACGCGGUGAAUUGUUGAGUGGGGGUCAGCGCGCCCGAGUAAGCUUGGCACGCGCAGUCUAUGCAGAUGUGGACCUUUACUUGUUCGAUGACCCCUUAAGCGCUGUAGAUGUCAAGGUUGGUCAACAUAUUUUUGAAAAAUGCUUCAAAGACCUGCUGGGUCAAAAAACCCGUGUGAUUGCUUCCAACCAAGAGCAGCUUAUGGAAGUGGCUGGUAAUAUCAUUGUGUUAUAUAAAGGCCGUGUUUUGGGUGAAGGAAGCUUUAAUGAGCUGAAAGAAAGAGGAAUUCUGAAUGAAACUAUUGAUCCACUCUAUACCAUGAAAGUAAGCAGUGGCAAGUCAGAUCACCACCUUGAUGAAUGUAGUAAUGAGGACGAUGGUGCAUGGGACAAACCUUUCCCACCCCAGGUCAAAAACGAGGCAAAGGGUCUACAGAUAUCGGAAGAAGAUCGCAUGAUCGGAGUUGUGUCAUCCAAGCUUUACUGGAAUUACUUCAGAAGCGGGUUGAAUUCGCUGGCGAUAAUUUCAUUAUUCCUACUUUUUCUCAUCUCUCAAGGUAAGCGACAGUUUUACAGGUUUAGAGAACGGAUUGUAUCAUCGAAAAGCCCCGAGGCGUCAUAUAUUUUCAUCAAUAUAAUGAUGAGUUAAGGACAACCCUACUAGAAACUACGGUCUCCUGGAGAGACGACGGGAAGAGAAACCCUGCGCUACUAAGUUGCAGUAUACGCUUUCGUGAGAGCACCGUACGCAUGCGCACAUUAUCACCCCUUACAUCAUCCGCUGACGCCCCCUAAGAAUAUCCAGUUUGCAUAACCGAGUCUUUCAAACGCAGCUUGUAAACUGCGUUUCAUCCGCCCCGAUCCUCUUAAAAAAUACACAAUACACAAACUCUUACGUAGCGCCGAGAUAAUUGUUGUUUUACUUCUCAAACCCUUUUGCUUUUCUAACUUGACGUUGCCGUCGCCGUCGCAGUUGUUUUAAACUGUUUUUGUCUCACUCUUUUCACAGCAUUGCUAGUUUCUCCUGAUGUAUGGCUGUCUAUUUUGACACAGAAAAGUCCAGACGAUCAGCGUAACAAGACGAAUAUAACCAUUUACGGUUGUCUGGUCACCGCAGCCUUCAUAUUUGCCAUCAUCCGUGCGCAGGUAUUCCACCUGGCUUCACUGAGAUGCUCAGAACGUCUUCACGACAAAAUGGUUGUGGCUGUUCUACAAGCCCCGGUGCUCUUCUUUGACUCCAAUCCCGUGGGGAGAAUCAUGAAUCGUUUCUCUAGAGAUAUAGGUUGUUUGGACGAAUUACUGCCUAAAACGUUUCUGCUCUCCAUUCAGUAUGCUUUGAUGAUGUCGACAGCAAUUCUUGUGCCAGCUGCCACGAAUCCUUGGCUUCUACUGGUUUUCGUACCCGCCACUUUCCUAGCUGUCUACAUUACCAGCUACUACUUGAAGACAUCUAGGGAACUGAAAAGACUGGAAUCCAUUUGUCGCAGUCCGGUUUUCUCUCACGUUUCAGAGACCCUGAAUGGACUGGACACGAUUCGGACAAGGAAAAGACAAGAUGACUUUGUGGAUCGGUUUCAUGGGUGUGUUGAAAUCUUUUUUUAUUUUUUCAUUUUUGCAUGAUAUAGUGAUUACAGACAAACACCUCGGGAAAACGGACACCUAUAGAGUUGAUCUAUGCCGCUCUUUACUCCCAGGGUUUGUGACAUCACUCUGAGACGGACCCAACGGUGUCCGUCUUCGGAGAGUCACGGCUAUCCCAGAAAAUAUCACUUCUUUCUACUCUCAAGCGCGAUUACUCAAAUGGUUUGAAGGUUAGGUUGCGUUUUUCGAGUUUAUAAUGAGACACGUUAAAUUGAACCAAAAUCCUUUUUUGACAGACAAGAAACUCUCAGCAGAUGAUUCUUCAAGUUACUAUGGCAUACACACACUCAAUGAUAUUGGCUGUUUUAAGCAAUCUAACUGGUUCGCUAACUAGGAAAAUUGAGCAUCAUUCACUACCUAGCGAGUGGAAAAUGCAUGAUCUUCAAAACAGAAACAAAAUGAAUUGAAUGAAAGAAGAUCAGAAACAAGUUAAGAAGCUUUUAACCGUUUUAUGAUGACGUUAAGAUAAAUAAGUGUGUUCUACUUUUCAAGGCAUUGCAAGGCGAAUCGCGCAUGUCUAUCAAUGAUCUCUGCCGUACAAGCCUGAAAUUUUUUUUCAGGCUUUCUUUUCGCAACUGCAAAAGUUGCGUAUACAGCUAUUUUGAGAAAGGUUGUUGGAAAAAGUGUGCACGCAACAAUCCCGAAAGGUAAUAUGGGAUAUGAUCGAUACACUGUUGCUGGCGACUGUAGCUGUCGAACCUACUUUUGUUGCUUUCCUUUAGCACUCGCAAACACAUUUCCAUGGCCUUUCGUGCCAAUUCUUUCAAAUUUCUCUGAAGAACAGUGAACUUAAAACCACCCACAAUGCCUUUCGGGAUUGUCGCGUGCACUUUUUCCGACAACCUUUCUCGAAAUAGCUGUAUAACUGCCAUGAUCAUCCUUCAUUUAAUUCUUCACUCCGCAUUUCAAGUAUAUGAUUUUCAUAUAUUCAAAGCUUGAUCUCUUAACUGUUACGAACAAAUCAGUGCACGGUAGAGAGACGGGACAUGGCCAAUAUAAUUCGUAUACCCAACGUUUCGACACAUCACCAAAGCGGAAAGGUCUUUUAGCGUCAGUAGCAUACGGUUGUGGAACAGUCUGCCUGAUGAUAUUAAAAGAAAAAACAGUCUUUCAUCUUGUAAGAAUGCUUUGAUGGCUUAUUUUAGAGAUUCUUAUAUUGAUAUUAAUAAUUUUGAAGCCUUAUUGUAAAUAUAUCUUUGUAUUGUUAGGUCAGUUAAUUUAGUUGAAGGCCAAUGGCUUAUCAGCUUCUGCUGUUAUGUGAUAACUUAUUUUAAUGAUUCUUAUAUUGAUAUUACCAAUUUUUAAGCACUAUUGUAAAUAUAUAUAUCUGUAAUUUUUAGGUUAGUUAGUUUAGUUGGAGGGUCACUGGUUUAUCAGUUUCUGCUGUUAUGUGUUUACCCUCAUUUUAAAAUAAAGUUGAUUGUUAUUAGACUUAAAGUAUAAAUAAAAACCACAGGCCAACCAACCUCUGAUGAGGGAGUCAUUUUGCCAAAUAAUUUCCCUACCGUCGGCUAGAAACGGGCAAAUUAGAAAUCAUCUUGUAUCUCAUGAAGAAAACAAGAAUUGCUUUGGGAAUAUAAUAAAAUUUCUUUUGUUUUACUUCCUCAGGUAUCAAGAUGUAUACAGUCAGGUAUAUAUUAUGGUGAAGGCGAGUGCUCGGUGGCUUGGUGUUCAUAUGGAUCUUCUCUCUGCUAUAUUAAUUGGCACAGUGGCAGUGGCUGCCGCUUUGGUUUCUCAAGAUGCUGGUACGUGAACCAAUAUCCAGUCAUAACAUUGUUUCAACAUUGUGAAAGAGAACUUUAAGUUAAAUACACUUUUUCGCGUUCUUAUAUACAGAGGAAUCUCGAUUUUUCGAACCACCUUUGGAAUAGCGUUGAAAUUGGUUUAAUUGGGCCUUGUCCGGUCCACAUAAAAUCCAUUUGAGCCUUGCUCCGCUACCCCUUGAAUACCGAAAAACCCAAACUUUUCUCUUUUGGCUCAUUAUAAAGCUGAAUUUUACAAAACGGAAACAAAAUCGAAAUUAUUUUUAUCCAAAUUGAACCAUUUUCAACAAUCACAAGGCCAAGUAAACAAAAACAAAACAAAUGUUUCUCUUCCCGCCCACUUCUUCAUUUUUCGGGUCCGCCUUCCUUUUUUAUUAUUUGUUAUUGGAAAAGUUGGAACGCACAAAAACCAAUAGCGGCGGUAUGCCAAAAGAGGGGACACAAGCCAAAGAAGAAAACCAAGAAACUUUCAGGCAGGCUAAAUGAUAAAGCCAAUCAUUCAUUAAACACUGCGUCCUGCUGACGUUUUUAAUGCAACCUACCUAACGAGAUAUAAGUACGACACAUCACGUUGCUGUUUAAAACAUGUACCCUAUUAACCAAAUUUGUGCUUCAGCAAUAUCUGAUGUUUCGUUCAUGAAUAUUUGUCCGAAGAACUCCAUCUUAUCCCUGGGAGAAGGCAAUAAUAAUUUGUAAAGAAAGCAUUAAAUUUAAAAGUAAAUAAAAGUCAGAAAUAACAAAAAAGAUCCCGCCUGCUCUCUUUUUUGAAGAAAGGCGGACGAGAAACAGUUGCCGCGUUUUUUUUUUUUUUUUGCUUGGCCUAACAACUAUUAAAAAACAACUAUUAAUAGUAGCAGUAUUUAGGACGGGUUUUUUUUACCAAAAGCGGUAGGAUGCAAAAUUAAUAAGGUCAGCUGUAACAAAAACUGAUAAACACGUUAAAUAUUCUUUUUCUUUUCCAAUUAGCGUUUGCUGGUCUAGCCCUUGUUUACGUUAUUCAAACUUCAGUUGUCACACAAUACGCCGUCAGGAAAGCCUCAGAAGUCGAGAAUUUAAUGACAUCAGUUGAACGAGUUAUCACGUAUACCAAACUUGAGUCUGAGCCUGGAUACAAAGUGAAACGACUUCCCCCGGAAAAUUGGCCAAGUGAAGGAAAUAUCACAUUCCAUGACGUAUCACUGACGUAUUAUCCGGGGGGUCCUCAAGUACUGAAGAAAAUCAACCUCACAAUCAAAGGAGGAGAAAAGAUUGGUAUCGCUGGUCGAACGGGCGCAGGAAAAUCUUCAUUUGUCGCUUCUCUAAUGCGCAUGCCCGAAGCCGAUGGAGGGAUAACGGUCGAUGAAGUUCGAAUAAAGGACAUAAACCUCUGCGAAACACGACGCUCAAUAUCAAUUCUAGGCCAAAGUCCUGUUCUUUUUAGUGGAUCACUCAGAAAAAACCUCGAUCUUAUGGAGCAGUUUCAAGACGCAGAAUUGUGGUGCGCUCUGGAAGAUGUACAGCUGAAAGAUUUAGUGGAAAGCCUAGAGGGGCAGCUGAAUCAUGAGUUAUUGGAGUACGGGGGAAAUGUCAGUGUAGGAGAACGCCAACUGAUCUGUUUGGCUCGACUGUUGUUACAGCAGAACAAGAUCAUUAUCUUGGAUGAGCCAACUGCACACGUUGAUCCAGACACAGAACAAACCAUCUGGAAGGUCGUUCAUGAGAAGCUGAAGGACUCCACAAUCAUCACUAUAGCUCAUCGUUUAAACACGAUAAGAGACUGUGACAGGAUACUGGUAUUAAAGGACGGACAAGUUUAG